CCAAGGAGAGGGGAAUGUAUCCCGGAGGAUGGAUGGGAGUAGGGAGACGCUGGGGUGUUCGACGGAGAGAGGAUUCUUAGAGGCUGCAAAGCAGACCGAGGAGAUGCCAGAGAGAGAGGCGGCUUGGAGACUGCGAGCAAGAAGAGAAACACGGAGAAUUGCAAGGAAAAGGGAGGAUGCAUGGGGCAGGGAGAACUGAGGGAAUGCGAGGGAGAGGGGAGGCUUGGAGACUGCAAGGGAGAGGGGAUACCCGGGGGAAAACAAGGAAGGAGGAGACUCGGAGGCUGAAUCAAGAGACCUGACACUCGGCAAGGUGAAGUGUGAGUGCAGGAGCAGGGCAGGACCCGGGGAGAGUGAGACUCAAAGGGUGGAGAGACCCGUGCCCGACGAGCUGCAGGGGAGAGCAGGCACCCAAGAGCUGGAAGGGACACUGGAGACCCAGGGGCUGAUGGCAGAGGGGGGACAUGGAGCUGCAAAUGUGCAGGGCAAUGCAAGGAGAGAGGAGUCGGAGAGGCUGCAGGGCAGUGGGGACACCCAGGGGCUGCAGGGAAGAAGGAAGACCCAGAAGGCAGCAAGGGAGUGGUGAGACCCGGCAGCUGGAAUCAGCUCCACCACCCUCUAUUCCUUUUCUCUGCUCCCACUCCUCACUGCAGGUCAUCUGGGGAUGUGCUACCCCUAAACCAGGAUACUGUGUUUUUUGGAGAGAGCUGCAGGCUGGCAGCAGAGUCAGGUGGAUGUCUUUGUUUCCUGGAUUGGAAAACUGGGAAGAUGUGAGCUGAAUACUCACACUUCUAUGUACAGUUCAAAUUGUCUUGGAAGUGUCUGAUGGGAGUGUUUUCUGUGUGCCAGAGUGUGGCUGACUGCAAACAGCCUUGAGGUGAAAGAGAAAAGAGAGCUUUGAGUUAAAAGCAGCUCCUGUUUUUAGGAGUCCACAGGCCACUUGCUGUUGGUUUGAUCAGUGACCCAGAGCUCACCAGAGCUGUAAACAUCUCAUCUGCCCCAAAGUGUGUCCUGCCUGUCUCCUUGCAAAUUGCUCUUGCAAGUGUAAUCUGUGUUGGACUGAGUGGAAAAAUGCAUUAUUACCUCUCCAAAUAAAAGGGGUGCAAUUGCAUGCAAAGCUUGCAGUUCUUUGGGUAGGUAUGGAGGAAUUAGAUCAUUUCCCUUCUACUCCAGGGACUGAAAAAAUCCCAAACUGUGACUUUUUCAAGGCGGGGGGCGGGGGGAGACUAGAGAAUGGUGUUGGCUGGUCAGGUUUAGUGAGAGUGUUUUAGACCAUCUGAGACAUUUUACACCCAAUUCUUGUGUAGUCCAGCAGUUCACAGGGGUGAGAUAAGGGGUCUGAAAUAUCGAAAUAGACACUGAAAGGCAUGGGCAGGAUUAAAGGCUGAAGGUUUUCAGUGUGCUUGUAGAGCAGUGGGAAGAAAAGGGCUCCCAAAGAGUAAAAUAUAUAGAAAUACUCUGAAACAAGAAGCAUGUAUGCCUGGAUGCUCAUGGGAGCACUGCUUUCAAGGGAUGCAUCAAACCCAAAUCCAAGUGGGCAUUAAAGAAAAACAAUCCAUGACAAUGAAAUCCUGCCUCCCUUGUAGGCAGUCAGUUUUGUCUUGGACUUCAAGGGAGCCAGGAACUUGCCCCUAGAGGUUAUUAAAAUCCUUUGUAAUAACAGCAAUUCUCUAGAAACCCUUUACACCAGGCACUGGGGUUGGGACAGCCAAAAAGCAGCCUGAAUAGAAAAAUAUGCUGCAGAUGGCAGAGAAGACACUCAGAAAUAUUAAUUCCCCCCAACCCAAUUGCUCCCCAAAUGGGAAUAUUUAGGCAGAAAGCUGCAGCUGGGCAGAUCCAGAGCUGGAGAUCAGGUAGGAUACCCUUUUCCCAGGGUAAGAGGUUUCCCAAAGUGAAGCUGACUGCUCCAGCCAUUCCCAGUCCCUUCCCAAACCUCUUUGAGGGGGUGUUAUGGGGGAUGAACAGUGACAGUGUGGGUAUGCCAGUGUGCUGUGCAAUGAGUUGUGAGCCUCCAGAGAUGCAAUGUGGUGGGCAGGUUUUUCUGUUUAUUUUACUGUUGUCUUUCUCAUGGGAUGGGAAACCACUGCAAAGACCACAAAAAGCAGCCUGGAGCAGCGUCUGAAGUGAAUAACUGAAGGGAAACCCAUUUACUGCUAUUAAUACUGCUGCUAAAAUAAGCAAGCCAUGCCCUGGAGACAGAGAGGACCUCUCCAAGGAUUUAAGUCCUGCAUCUGGUUUGUUUAUCUGUUUGGCCUGAAAAGGAAAAAAAACAACAAAAAGAAAAGGGAUGUAGGGGUAUCCUUGAGAGCUUUUUUGUCUCCUCCAGGCUGCUCCCUGGAGACAAAAAUGGGAUUUUAUGUUUACAAAGUUGCAGCCUUUUCCGUGAGCUCCAGGUGCCAAGGACUUGGAAGAAGUGAGAGGCAGAGUUAAUGAGGUUGAUCGUCUCCAAGAACGAGCAAUACCCAAACUGAAGGAAAAUACACUGCACAAAAUAUUAAGAAAACUCCUUUUUUAAAAAAAAAUAUUUUUUGGAGAAGCUGAUUUCCUUUGGCUAGCAGGAGAAAGUGGAGAAAAUGAAGCCAAGUCUGCGAUUUUUCUUAGCUGGUUUUCUGUUGUUGAUUCUGCAGACAGGGCUUUGCUAUGGGAUAAAAUGGAUAGCUCUGUCCAAGACAUCUUUGGCUCUGGCCCUGAAUCAAACCCAGCACUGCAAGCAGCUUGAAGGCCUGGUGGUUUCUCAGGUGCAGCUGUGCCGCAGCAACCUGGAGCUAAUGCAGACCAUUAUUCAGGCAGCAAGGGAAGUGAUAAAGACCUGCCGUAAAACUUUCUCAGACAUGCGGUGGAACUGCUCCUCAAUAGAGCUGGCUCCUAACUACCUGCUGGACUUGGAUAGAGGCACAAGGGAGUCAGCAUUUGUAUAUGCCCUCUCUGCUGCUGCCAUCAGCCACACCAUUGCCAGAGCCUGCACCACCGGGGACCUCCCUGGCUGUUCCUGUGGUCCCAUCCCAGGUGAGACACCUGGACCUGGGUAUCGAUGGGGAGGAUGUGCAGACAACCUCAACUAUGGUCUUAUCAUGGGGUCCAAAUUUUCAGAUGCUCCCAUGAAGAUGAAAAAAUCAGGAUCACAAGCCAAUAAACUGAUGCAUCUGCACAACAGUGAAGUAGGGAGACAGGUCUUGAAAGCCUCUCUUGAAAUGAAAUGUAAGUGCCAUGGAGUUUCUGGGUCAUGCUCUAUCAAGACCUGUUGGAAGGGCCUUCAAGAACUGCGAGACAUUGCACUGGACCUCAAAACCAAAUACUUGUCUGCCACCAAGGUUGUUCACCGGCCCAUGGGCACACGCAAAUACCUUGUGCCAAAGGAUAUUGAUAUCAGGCCAGUUAAAGAGACAGAGCUGAUUUACCUGCAGAGCUCACCCGAUUUCUGCAUGAAGAAUGAAAAAGUGGGGUCACACGGGACCCAGGACAGACAGUGCAACAAGACUUCCAAUGGGAGUGACAGCUGCGACCUGAUGUGCUGUGGCAGAGGCUACAACCCCUACAUGGACAAAGUGGUGGAGCGUUGCCACUGCAAAUAUCACUGGUGCUGCUACGUGACCUGCAAAAAGUGCGAGAGGACUGUCGAGAGAUAUGUGUGCAAAUGAAAACGCUCCUCUGCACUCCUGGGAGCUAAGGCAGCAGCAGCACCCCAGCACUGUUCAGAGAAGACAUUUCCUCGACUAGACAUCAUUUAUCUUGUAAAGACACAGACUUGAGGAGAGAUGGUAGGAGGAAAAGCAACAAUCACACCAGUGAAAAUAACAACGUAAAAAAACCUCCCAAAAAGCAAGAAACCCACAAAUGUUUCUCCUCACCAAUAAAAUGCUCUCUGAGAAGACAAAACUUCAUUUGGGAUGAUAUCUUCUUCUAAAAUAUUUCCUAUGGUUGCCAAUGAUGUCCAGCCAUCAAGUGCCUUAGUAUUCUGAGGAAUAAAUACAGAAACUUUCCCUGGGGGGAAAAAAGGCAACAUUUGUUUGACAGUAACUAAGGCUCACACCUGCCUGUGCCUUCUAGCACAGGUACUGGGUCUCCAAUAGGACCAUCCCACAAGGGAAAAUGUUACAACUUUUCAGCAAUAACUGCCUUUGUUGCCAAAGACUUAAUUUUCAGCAAGGAAUCAUCCACUCUGAGUGACAAAAAAGUGGAAAGAUUUCAGGUCAAUCCCCUGAAAUGAGCAACUAAUUUUAAUCUUUCUUUUACACAGGUCUGCAACUUUGAGCUGAUUGCUGAAGGAAAAUAUAUCCUUGAUUUGUCCAGGCUGGACAAAAUUCAGCCAUGACAAAAAUCCUCUGAAAUCCUGGAGGCAGUGAGAGUAGGGUAGGCUGAGAAGGACUUCAUGGGGCCCACAAGAGAGCAGCGGAGCCUUUAGGAUAAAAUAAAAGAGUGAAAUCCAAGUCCAGUGAGAGAGUAAAGGAAAAAAAAAAGCAAGCUCCUGCUCUCUAUCUCUUUGCCCUUUGGGUGUGAUACCCUUAGUCACUGACAUUCUUCCACACUGACCCACCAAAUCCUUGGGGAAAUAAGCCACUGGAUUCUUCCCCCACAAGAGUAUUGGUCCAACCUCAGGAUACUGCAGAGUGGAGCAGUCCCGGCUGUAGGGAGUACAUCCAUGGAAGUCAGCAGCUAUUCACAGCAGGAAGAAUGGGAACGUGUCAGUCCUUCACGUGGCUCUGCCCUGACACAGCAGAGAACCACUAUCUGUGGCUGUACAUAUUUUCUUUUGUAUGCAGAUAUACAGAAAUAUUUAUGUCUUGUGCUUUCAUCUACUUUACUUCCUACAUAAAUAUAUUCCUUAUACUAUAAACAAGCAUUAACAAUAGUAUGAAAUAAAUGCUGAAGUUACUGGUGCAACAGCAAAA
Messenger RNA from Passer montanus (Eurasian tree sparrow), 4889 nucleotides. It is a transcript of the gene WNT11, whose product is annotated as Wnt family member 11. The record is from RefSeq and is a predicted model, not a curated record. NCBI's taxonomy places the organism in Eukaryota, Metazoa, Chordata, Aves, Passeriformes, Passeridae. The transcript is spliced from 6 exons. The coding region runs from base 2574 to 3638 and encodes 354 amino acids. Gene Ontology annotation, molecular function: frizzled binding; cytokine activity. Gene Ontology annotation, cellular component: extracellular region. Gene Ontology annotation, biological process: cell fate commitment; canonical Wnt signaling pathway; neuron differentiation.